AUGCCUGUCCUCGCUGUUGUUCUCUUAGCUCUCGCACUUAGAGCUACGUUCAACUACUACCGUGGUCCACUUUCACACCUCCCUGGGCCAUGGUACACCUACUUCAGUGGUCUUCCAUUGUUAUACACAAGAGCAAUUGGAACUAGUCGUCAGCAUCUUCGCCAUCUCCACAAGGUUCACGGUCCAGUCGUCAGAGUUGGACCGAAGGAAGUAUCCAUCAACAGCGUCGAUGGCUACUACAAAGUACACGGCGUGGGUAGCCACUGCCUGAAAGCACCCGUCUUUGACCAUAUCCGCUUCAGCCAUUCAUCUAUGCUCUUCACCAUGCGAGAUCCUCGUAUCCACUCUGAGCGCAAACGGAUCAUUGGUAGAGGCUUUUCGUCAAUAAAGGAUGAACAGGAAGUGAAAAUUCGUCGACUGGCCAGUCAGGCAGUAGCCAGCAUCAAGAACGAGGCCGAGAAAGGCCAGGCUGAUGUCUACAAAUGGUGGCGCUGCCUCGCUGUUGAUGUCGUCAGUGAGAUGUCUUUCGGCAAAUCAUUCAACUUAUUGCAUUCGGGUGGGAAAGGUCUACCGCUCUAUACGGCCUUGAGCAAUGCUGGUCCUUCUGUGGUUUGCCAAGCAGUACUCCCCCGAAGACUCAUAUCUCUGUUCAAGUGGUCUCCUGUUACCUGGCUGAGAGAAGUUGGUCAAGUCACUGAAACCAUCUUCAACCGAGUAACAGCAGCCCUUGGAGAACUACGAGUUUCGUCAAACUGUGGCCCAAGUAUCGCCCGUCACUUGUUAAGUCAAGAGGCGAAGGGUAAGAGACCCAGCUUGAACGACGAUGAGUUGAGCUCAGAGGUUGCCAUGCUCCUUGUUGCGGGCUCAGAUAGUACGGCUACUACUUUGACAUAUGCAACAUGGGAAAUCGUCCGGGAUUCAAACCUCCGGGGACAGAUCGAAGAAGAGGUCAGCAGCUUGCCGAUGAACUUCACGGCCAAGGAAGUUGAAGUUCUACCCCUCUUAAAUAGUGUCUUGGAAGAGGUUCUUAGGAUGUAUAAUCCUGCAGGAGCAUUAGUAGAGAGACUUGUGCCUCCGAGUGGGAUCUCCGUUCAUGACUGGGAUAUCCCAGGGGGCACGAUGGUCUACACGACCGGAUGGCUCAUUUCCCGACUUGAAGAUGUCUUUCCCGAGCCAGAUAGGUAUGUGACUUCUACCAUGGUUUGA
Messenger RNA from Fusarium tjaetaba, 1206 nucleotides. RefSeq lists its product as uncharacterized. Gene Ontology annotation, molecular function: iron ion binding; oxidoreductase activity, acting on paired donors, with incorporation or reduction of molecular oxygen; heme binding. The transcript has a single exon. Lineage: Eukaryota; Fungi; Ascomycota; Sordariomycetes; Hypocreales; Nectriaceae. Bases 1 to 1206 code for a protein of 401 amino acids. The record is from RefSeq and is a predicted model, not a curated record.